This is a messenger RNA of Lucilia sericata (common green bottle fly), 1145 nucleotides long. RefSeq names its product hybrid signal transduction histidine kinase G. The coding region runs from base 440 to 937 and encodes 165 amino acids. Lineage: Eukaryota; Metazoa; Arthropoda; Insecta; Diptera; Calliphoridae. The record is from RefSeq and is a predicted model, not a curated record. The transcript is spliced from 3 exons.
GCGAACGGUUUCAUUGCUGUGAUUUAAAUUCGAUUUCAUUUGUUUGUUUUUUAAUUUUUUCCAUACGUUUGUUUUUCUACUUUUUGAAAAAUACUUUUUUUAUAUUGGUGGUUGUUGUCUUUAUGGUUUUUUGUUUGUUUAUUUAUCAACAAAAUUUUUGGAGGCAUUUAAUUCUGUGACAAAUAAACGAAAUAGUUGCAAAUUCCGUGCUAAAUAAAACCAAAUAGACAAAAGCAAAAAAUCGUCAAAUUUGUGCAAAAAUGUGUUUAUUUUAAAAUAUGUAAUUACUACUAGCAGUGUAUUGAAAUUAACAGUAAAAACCAAAAGAAAAAUUUAACAAGCAGAUGACAGUUGAAAAAAGAAAAAUACGAAAUUUCAAUACAGCAACUGCAACAAAAAAGAAACCAAAAAAUAAAAAAAAAUUGAACAAUAACUAAAAAUGACACCAGAUAUUAUAACGAAAGCAACAAUGACAGCUUUAACAGCGACAGCAACAACAUCAACUAUAACGAAAGCAAUAUAUACAGUAUCAUCGUCAACAACAACAACAUCAGCAACAAAAUCAUUACUAUCAACGACAUCAUCAUCGCCAAUGAGAACAACAACAAUAUCAGCAACAUCACCAUCGACAACAUCAAUUGUGCAACGACAUCGAUUAACAAUCGAAAAAUUGCGACAUCGAGUGCAUCAAAUAUUGAAAUGUGUAAUUAAUUUGCAUAUUGAUAUAUUGGUCCUUGAAUCGAAUGUCAAUCAACUAUUAGAUGAAGUAAAAGAAUUCAAUGCCGAUUUAAUGGAAGUCAAAAGAUUAGAUGAUCUUAUAGAGACAUUAAGAGACUACAGUGGACCAACUAUAUAUCAUGAAUGGCCAUUUCCCUUAGUAUGUCAAGCAACUAUAGAUGAAGCUGAUUUAGCACAAACUCUCAAUACAACAUCGUGAUGUUUAGCCGACAGAUUUAUCUACUUAUUUAAACGGACGCAGUUAUAACUCUAAAAUCAUCCCCCCCCCUUUCGCCUGCUCCUGCAUUUAAUUAUACAAUGGACUGUUAUUUAUAUAAUAUUUUUUUAUUAAAAUAUUAAUUUACUUGUAAUUUUUAACAAUAUGUAAAUUUAGUUUAUUUGUUCCCUUUUUUUUCUAAAUAAACAAU